Molecule: messenger RNA, 3656 nt
Organism: Papilio machaon (common yellow swallowtail)
Lineage: Eukaryota; Metazoa; Arthropoda; Insecta; Lepidoptera; Papilionidae
Gene: cas
Product: zinc finger protein castor homolog 1
Exons: 18
Coding region: 67-3492 (1141 amino acids)
Biological process (GO): positive regulation of transcription by RNA polymerase II; regulation of neuron differentiation
Cellular component (GO): nucleus
Molecular function (GO): DNA-binding transcription factor activity, RNA polymerase II-specific; RNA polymerase II transcription regulatory region sequence-specific DNA binding
Source: RefSeq, a predicted model, not a curated record
AGUUCAACGUUAGAAUGUGGCUCAUCUUACUGCAAGGAUUUGGGCUACCGAGAGCACUUUCAUUGUAUGGAUUGUACCGCGAGGGUAUUUUGCAAGAAAGAAGAAAUGAUAAGGCAUUUCAAGUGGCACAAGAAACGUGAUGAAUCUUUGGCGCAUGGCUUCAUGCGUUACUCUCCGCUUGACGACUGUUCUGAGCGCUUCAGCGACUGCCCUCACAAUAGGAGCCAAACUCACUACCACUGCAUCCAAGAUGGUUGCGAUAAGGUGUAUAUAUCCACGUCGGACGUACAAAUGCACGCGAACUAUCAUCGCAAAGACUCUGCCAUCCUGCAGGAAGGCUUCCAAAGGUUCCGGGCUACUGAAAGCUGCGCGGCACCUCAUUGUGUAUUUGCCGGACAAAGGACUACCCAUUUCCACUGCCGGCGACCUGGAUGUACAUAUACAUUUAAAAAUAAAGCUGACAUGGAAAAACACAAGACCUACCACAUCAAGGACGAAGCACUCUCAAAGGAUGGUUUUAAGAAAUACAUGAAGAACGAAGCUUGUCCCUAUAGAGACUGUAGAUUCAGUAGGACUUGUAAUCACAUACAUUGCAUUCGACCACAUUGCAACUACGUUCUCCACUCGAGCAGUCAGAUUUUCACACAUAAGAGAAAGCACGAGCGAAAGGAACAAGAAAUGAACUUUGGGCUUCCAACGUCGGUGAUACAGAGCGCACUGAUGCACCAAGGUGCGGAUCUAAGCAUGUACUCCCCUGGAAGUAACCUUCACAUUGAUGAUGAUAUGUCAAGCUCAAUGCUUGAUGACUAUUCUAAUCCUUACAAUCCAGCGUUAGUGGAUGAGGUUUCUCGGAAAUACAUAGAAGUAUUCAAUGGCAGUAAGGAAGCGGAGGACAAAUGUAGUAAAUGCAGCGCUCUGAACAAACACUAUCAUUGUCUAUUUGAAGGCUGUAAGAUGGCACAUAGUUGUCACAACACAAUGGUAAAGCACGUGUUAGAACACGAACAACAGAACCAAGUGACGGACGCCUACUUCAUGACGUUUUCACGUAACAAUCCUUGCGGCAAUUCCGCCUGUCAGCACAUCCGGGACAUCACGCAUUAUCACUGCACUUGGGAAAACUGUGGUGCUGUAAUCCUAUCUUCUGAAGAACAUCCGUUCCGACGAUUGGAACAUCAUCGCCAACACGCAAUUCUCAGCCCUAUGUCCCCAAACCUAGCAGCUAGAUUCGCUCCAAACUUUACACCCCAACUCUCAGCUCAAUUACACCCAAAUAUGGCGGCCCAAUUAGGCCAAGUGCCGAAUCUACCAAAUCUUCCGCCGAAUCUUGCUCAAUUAGCACAGAUGGCACCAAGUCUUUCUUCUCAAUUAACGCCUAAUCUACAGGCCCAAUUAAAUCUAGGCCCAAAUCCUGGCAUAGUGCCGCAGCAGGUUAACCCGUCUAGUUCUUUAGACGAAAUGUUUAGCAGGAAGAGAGGAAGACCACCAAAGAAUAGAGUGGUCGAAGUUUGGACUGAUAAUGUAACCCCACAAGCCAUUUUCACAUCAUUCAAACUACCAAAAAGUAAUCAAUUACCACCAGCAGUGCCUUCACCAGUCAUAGCUACUGUUGAAGAAUUUCCUCGCAUAAAGUUUCAACACUUCGAAGUUUACACAGUACCGGACACUUGUGCUCAAUACUACCCCAAUUGUCAACUAAGGAUGACCAGACUACACUUGCAUUGCUUCAACUGUAGCUUUACAGGAGAAACUCACAUUGUAAUGGAAACUCAUAUGAGAGAAUCUCACUCCAUAUCCCCACUUCUAGAAGGGUUCGAUUACUUCUCUUCCUUCGACCAGUGCGGUGGAAAGAGUUGUUUCAAAAAUCAAUUGAGAUCUCACUUCCAUUGUGCUCAAGGUAACAAUUGCCCGGCAAUUCUUACUCAGUAUUCAGCAUUAGCUACACACAAACAUGGAAGAGGAACUCCAGUUAUUAAAAGUGAAACAGAUCAAGAGAAAUCAUUUGACGAGGCCAAAGAUUAUUCUAUAAAAGAAAGAGCAUCUGCUGAUAGUGUUAGUUCUAUGAAAGAACCAAACGAAUCUUAUACUCCAACUAAUUUCUCUAUAAAGAGUGAAUUUGAAAGGGAACAGGACAACAUUUCGGUAAAAGCGACUGGAACGUUUUAUCCGUCGUCGCAUCUCCGAAGCAAUACCUCAUCACCUUCACCGAGAAGCAUUUACGAUGCAUCGCCUUCAAAGGACAUAAAGCUUCGUAUGGACUUUGAUCAGAAGAGACAAUAUGAGCCUCCAAAGCUUUCAGGACCAACAAUACCUCCGUCUUGUCACGAUCAAGCUUGUCCUUUGAAUAAGAAUGCUGGAGGAAUGAAUUUACAUUACCACUGCCCUCACUGCAGUCAGGCUUACGUGGAUUUGAAGCUGCUUUUCAGUCAUAUGAUGAAGAAACAUAGCAAUAUUAUGGAACAAGGACCUGUAGGAUUGCAAGCGACUAAGGAAACUUUAGAACGGGAGUAUCCAGAAAUCUCAAUACUACCGUCCACCGCGUCUUCCUCAACUGCCGGUCAAGUGCCUUCACCAAGUCAAAGACCAACUAAUCCGGCUGAACAAGUUCAAGCAGUGCAAAGUCUUUUACUCCAGCAGUAUCUGGCAGGCGGUCGCAAGGGCAGCCUUCAAGAUCAGUUGAAAAUGCACCAGCAAUACACGGCCUCGUUAGCAGGAUUGCCUGGCUUAGCACAAGUCGCAUUGUUCUCACAGGGAGGGUCACCAUUCCCACUGUACCCCACCAUGUUGUACCCGCCUGAGCUACUUCUAGAACAGAGCUUGAUGCAAGGUCAUGGUCUGCCACCGGGUAUGGACAAAGAAGCAGAGAUGAUUGCCAAAUCCAGGCGCACUCACACCACCAGAGGGCCUCACAUGCGGGUCAUGAAAGAUGAACCGAUACCAGAAGGGUAUUUGAGAUUCAGGUUCAAUGAGGAUUGUGCUUAUCAGCACUGCGGAUAUAGAGAACAUCAAACUCACUUCCAUUGUACUCGGAAAGACUGUGGCUAUUCAUUCUGUGACAAAACCAGAUUCGUUCAACACACAGCCAGACAUGAAAGAUUGGAUACACUAAUGGGCGGCGACUUCCAGCAGUACAGAGCCAACGUUUACUGCCAGAGACCCGAAUGUCCACAUGCUACAACAUUCGGAACAGGGCAGAACAAGGCAUCACAUUUCCACUGCUUGAAGUGCGACUUUGUGUGCACUGAUACCAACAAAGUGGUCGCACAUCGUCGUCAACAUCAGAAGCUCGACUCCAUACAGGCGGCCGGUUUCGAGAAGUUUCCGCCCAGCAAAGGUUGCGGUUACGAACCUCAAUGUAUCCACAGUAAGAAACAGACCCAUUAUCAUUGCCUGCAGUGCGGUUUCGCAGUUCUGGGUCUAUCACAGAUGACGUCACACAAGUACAAACAUCAGGAGGCCAACCUUGGACCGUCCACUAGCGCCACCAACUGACCAAUAAACUUGUCAUAUAAAUGCAAAAUUUUAACGAAACUAUUAUUUAAAUGUGUGUGCUUCGAAGCGUAGUGGUUUAUAGACGAUAUUGUAUACGAAAUUUUUAUCAUUAACCUUUGGUUUCUGAGCCCAAUAUUUCUGUAUAAAUCAUAUCGUCGUCCGUG